AGUUCCGGUUCGGCUGGCCGCUACUGGCGGCACGGCUCCGACGGGGCCGGAGCGAUGCCCGCGCGUAGCCGAGCCGGCUCCCGCCAGCGCUCCGGCUCCCUGCCCCGGCCUUCGCGUCUGCCUCUUGAGGCGCUGAGCUCCGCCUACGCGCCGAGGACCCCGGACUCCGACGGCGCCAUAGACACCGGCUCCGAGCUGGGUCCCGGCAGCCCGGCUCCCACCGCGGAGGUGAGCGGGCGCCGAGGCUGAUGAGAGGGGAGAUUGGGGGGCGCCCGCAGCCAAGGGAAGUAGAAGAGGAAAUGGCAGGCCCUAGUCAACUCUGCAUUCGCCGCUGGACUCCCAGGCAUGUGGCCGUGUGGCUGAAGGAGGAGGGGUUUUUUGAGUAUGUGGACAUCUUAUGUAACAAGCACCGUCUGGAUGGAGUCACACUGCUCACGCUCACCGAGUAUGAUCUCCGCUCUCCUCCUCUGGAAAUCAAAGUCCUAGGAGACAUUAAACGGCUAAUGCUCUCAGUCCGAAAACUGCAGAAAACACACAUUGAUGUUUUGGAAGAGAUGGGUUACAACAGUGACAGUCCCAUAAGUCCCAUGACGCCAUUCAUCAGUGCCCUUCAGAGUGCAGACUGGCUCUGUAAUGGAGAGCCUGCACACAGCUGUGAUGGGCCCAUCCCUGAUCUGAGCUCUGAUCAGUACCAAUACAUGAAUGGCAAGAACAAGCACUGUGCCCGAAGACUGGACCCCGAGUACUGGAAGACCGUCCUGAGCUGUGUAUAUGUCUUUAUAGUAUUUGGGUUCACCUCUUUCAUUAUGGUCAUUGUUCACGAGCGAGUGCCUGACAUGCAGACCUACCCACCACUCCCAGAUAUAUUCUUAGACAGUGUUCCUAGGAUCCCGUGGGCCUUCUCCAUGACUGAAGUGUGUGGCAUGAUCCUGUGCUACAUCUGGAUCCUGGUCCUCCUCCUUCACAAGCACAGGUCAAUCCUUCUGCGAAGGCUCUGUAGUCUGAUGGGCACUGUAUUCUUGCUUCGCUGCUUUACCAUGUUUGUGACCUCCCUCUCCGUGCCAGGACAGCACCUGCAGUGUACUGGAAAGGUGUAUGGAAGUGUGUGGGAGAAACUGCAUCGGGCGUUUGCCAUUUGGAGUGGCUUCGGCAUGACUCUGACGGGCGUGCACACUUGUGGGGAUUACAUGUUCAGUGGCCACACCGUUGUCCUAACCAUGCUGAAUUUCUUUGUCACAGAAUAUACGCCAAGAAGCUGGAAUUUCUUGCACACUCUCUCGUGGGUUCUCAACCUCUUUGGAAUCUUCUUCAUCUUGGCUGCCCAUGAACAUUAUUCCAUUGACGUGUUUAUUGCCUUUUAUAUCACAACAAGACUCUUUUUGUACUACCACACUCUGGCUAAUACCAGAGCGUAUCACCAGAGCAGGAGAGCGAGAAUUUGGUUCCCUAUGUUUUCUUUCUUUGAAUGCAAUGUUAAUGGCACAGUACCUAAUGAAUAUUGUUGGCCAUUUUCUAAACCAGCAAUAAUGAAAAGACUAAUUGGAUGAAGACUCUCUCUCUGUAAUGAGUUUGUUGUUAAAUAUACAGUAGUUAUGGAAUGAAAACGAAUACCGUUGCUUUGUCCCCAGGUUCCUGGAUAUGUUGCAUUUUGGCUUCUGUGUUGACAGGCUUCCCGUUGUGAGUAAGGCUGUGACCGUGAAACUCGAGAAAGAGAACACAAGACUCCGUCUCUAGCUGUUUGAAUGGAGAGGCCAAGGAGAGAGUUUCUGCCCCUCACUGUAGGAAGACCCAGUGUGUGGGUUAUGUCAGGCCAUUACCUGUGCAUGUUGAGUAUUUGCUUACUGAACUCAAGCACAUCAGCUUGGGCUGGUUGAAGAAUUUUUACUGAUUUCCAAUAGGACUCAAGUCAAGAAGUAUUUUUUGAAGCUGGUGUUCCUUACCUAGUGAGCUGUUCUCACAUGUUCAUUGAACUAAUCUGUCUGUCUGCAAAGUGAGUGUCCUACUGGUAAAUAGGUUUUACCUUUUGAGCCAUUUUAAAGAAAAACACAUUGAACAUAGCAGUUUUUGUGAAACAAGAGAAUGCAAGGGGCAGUGUGGGAGGUGACAGGCUGAUCAGGGGUCGCUGGCCUUCCCACUAAUGCAGGUAUGGGGGUCAGCAUUUAGAACAGGUGCAGCCUCAGUUGCCGUCCCUGAUCUGUUUGGAAGUCUCAGUGUGAACACAGAAAGGAUUCAUGAGGGGAAAUGGCUGUGUUCCUAAUAGUAAAGUGGUGUCAUUUUAGUGCUGUAAGUAUCUGGAAUAAAUACUGUUGUGUUAGUUAGGCAGAUGACAGCCCAGUAUAAUGCUUUUUUAAUAAUGUGACUUAAGUGAAACAAAUGAGUGUUUUACCAGAUUUUAAAGUUCUUACGUCAGUGAGUGAGUAAGUGUGCAUGCAAAGAAUUCUUUUCUUCUGGGGAAAAAAAAACAAAAACAAAACAAAAAAAAGAACAAGUUGUAGGCGUACUGUUCAUUAACUCUGGGGGAUUCCUCUUUCUGCUUUCCCUCAAAGUUCUCAUUCUCACCAUCGAAGUAAACCGUCUAAGACACACUUAGACAGAAGAAAAGCUUCAUACUUUUUAUUUUAAAAAAUAACUGUAUGCAUACAUUCUUUCUAUAGUCUUAACUUGGCAGUUAGAACUAAUGCUUUAGCUGCUGUUUACAUUAGAAAACUACCCUCCGUGACUACUGUCACUUCUCCAGUACCACGUGUCACUUUAUUUUUUAUUGGUUGUACAUAACAGUUUAACCUUAGCCUGAUGGUAGGAUUGGAAUACUGAUUGUAUAGUUUUUACGUUCCAUUAAGACAAGGACUCUGGAGCUGCAGGCACACUGCAGUCACAAGUUUAUUCCUUCUCUGUCUGGGUGACAUGUUCGUUUUCACAGUUGGAGUCCUAGUCCCACCCCCUCGGAAGCCACUGAGUGGAUUAGGCAGGAAGGGGAUGUUAGACAGACAGGUGUGGGCCUGUGCUGAGGGAGCCUGCUGGGAGUGUGGAGGUAUGCUGGGGCACCCCUCAUUUCUCACCCAAAGCCACUCAAGCUCAAUCAUGUUUUUAAAUUUCAUACUUCAAAAUAUGUGCAGUAUUUUAAAUUAUUGAUUCUGUUACAAGCCAGGAUCAAAAAUGCCAAUAUCUCAUCUAAAGAAACUGCAUAAUCAUGGAGCAGAGGUCGCCAUGCUCCUUUGAGUAGUUCGUCAGGAAUAUUACUGCCACCCCGUCUUAUUACCUGACACCCCCACAUAGCAGGAUCCAGUUUACCUGGGGGGAUGGAGACAGGUAGUGUUGGCUUUUGGGAAAAUGUUCCAAAAACAUGUGUCUACAUUAAUUUUAAACUGCUAGCUAUAUCAAUGGUAAAUAUCUUAAUGAUAAACAUCAGGCCUCUCUGUCACAGAGAGAGCAGUAGGUGCAGCCAGCUUUGCCCUUGCAGGGCUGUAAGUGGGGCUCCCGGCCACAGCUGCAGCACAGAUUGACGGUUCUGAGGGUGAAGGGAAGCUGGGUCUGUAACCUAGUAUCUCUGACAAGACAGUGUUUACAUGAGCUAAUCCUCUUCAAGACUCAGAGCUGAGACAAAGUCAUUUUUCUUUCAGUUUUUGUUGUCACACCUUUUUUUAUUUUAUUGUAUUAAAACCUAGCCAUAAUGAAGAUAGAAUUUCUGUUUACAUUUUGGGCAUGAUGUGGCUGCAUGCAGAGGCUUCAUGCUUUUGAACCCUGUAUUUGAUUGUGCUGCAUGGGAGGCUUUUAUUCUUGACAGCUUAGUACAGAAGCAGGAGAAGGUUUGAGUUCUUGGGGAUGCAAAGGACGGAUGGCCUAUAUUCUAAAGACAGUGUCAUCGCCCUUCCUGUGUGCUGACCCAGGGCUGUGUGUGUGCUAGGCGAGUGCUGUUGAAAGGUAGACACGCUGGUGGAGAGAAACAAGCUGCUCUCAUCACCACACACUUCUGCAGAGCCUUUGUGCUGCAGCUCCCCGUGAGGCUGUCCUCCAGUUCUCUCCAGCCAGAAUUGCUGUGGCAACAAUAUUUUUAUAAAGCAGUGGGCUUCAUCUUAGGACCAGUCAAUUAAUAAGCGUGGCCGUAGCUGAGAAGAGCCACUUCCAAGAGCGCACCAGACACAGUGAGUGGUGAUCAGCCCCCUUCUGCCUGCCUGUAUGAUUGAGAAUCCCAAAACUCUGUAAUUCAUAAAUGGGGAACAGAGGCACCGAUCCUUCUAUAGCAGAGAGGAAGUGGGCUUUAGGAACAUUUGUGCAAAAGGUUUUUUGGGGGGUUGGGGGAGGUUCGUUGUUCAUUUGUUUGUUUGUUUUUGUUUUGCUUUUUGGAGACAGGGUUUCUGGAACUCAGGGUUCCACCUGUCUUUCCCUUCCAUGCUGGGAUUAAAGGUAUACACCAUAUGCACCUUUUUGUAAAACUUAAUUCAUAUAAAUUUAGAUUCAUGACAAACGUGUUCUCUUUAUAUUCAGUGAAAAGCAGUCUUGUCAUUGAAAGAUUCUAGAUCCAGCGUGCUUAACAAUGUUUACAAUAUUCUUGACUUAAACUCUCUGAUUUAGUAUAUGUAAUUGUUUGUGGGUGAAAUCCCAUGGCAGAAAGCAGAUAGUAGAGUCACCUGUCAGCCCUCUCAGCUCUCAGACUGGAAGACAAGAAAGAUCUUAGAAGAGUUCAUUUGCUUUCCUUCAUACAGUGUGAAAGCCACCAAAGCAUGUCAGGGGUUUUGUUUGGUUGGUUUGGGAGUUUUUGUUGUUGUUGUUGUUACUGUUUUGUUUUUGUUGUUUUGAGUAUUUUGUUUUUGAGACAGGGUUUCUCAGUAUAGCCCUGGCUGUCCUGGAGCGCACAGCAUGUGGGUUUUAAUGGCAACUUUACACGACCGUCUGUGUCUAUUACCAGUGAGCGCAUCCCCAGCCACCCCACACCUGUGCAGCUGAGGAGGAAAGUCCCAUCAAUGAUGCUUCGAGCAACCAAGGGGAAGAGAAGGGCUUUUGUUUGUCUCUUCUUCUUAUGAAUAGCUUUUAAUGACUAACAUUAUUGUAAAAGCAGGUGUUGGCUUGCUGGUAAAUUCAGUGGCACUAAUUUCACAUGACUAAUAUGAUGAAUUACUGUAUCAAGAUCAGUACAGAUGUCUAUGAAGUCUAAGCUAUUUCUCCGGCUACACUAAGUUGAGGAUACAUUGUACUCUGUGUUAAUCAAAGGACUCUUUGUUCUGUGUGUUCCCUGUGUCUGCAUAAGGAAGCCUGUGCUUUGAUGGGAGAAGGAAUGUUCUAUUGUUUUUUGUUUUUUUUUUUUCAUUGUUACUUUACAUCUCUUUUAAUCUGAACUACUGGAUUGUCUGAAGAACUAAACGGAGCCUGUUAUUAACAUCUUUAAAGUGUUUAAUUUUAAUAAUUUUUCAUUGAAUUCAUGGAUUGUUAGGAUAAUGAAAUAUUUCUGAUAUGGAACAAAGGAAAUGAAACUGGUACUCAAUGAGGAAGCAGGUUGCUUGGACUAAACCAGGCAUGUUCAGUUUUGAGAAUUCUACCUAGAGGUCUCCUGCCCACAGAGAAACUAGUGUUACUUGAAGAUAUGAAAGUCCCUGUGGUAGCCAUGCCUUGAAGCACAGUGUUGUACAUAAGUAAAUACCUGAUUCUAAAUUAAAUCCAGAUCUACUAAUAUAUUAUUUUAUAACUUUGUUGUAUUAAAACGUUUUAAACACUAAAGAAUAAAGCAUUUGAAAGUUGA
This is a messenger RNA of Rattus norvegicus (Norway rat), 5734 nucleotides long. RefSeq names its product sterile alpha motif domain containing 8 (gene Samd8). Gene Ontology annotation, biological process: ceramide biosynthetic process. The coding region runs from base 249 to 1547 and encodes 432 amino acids. Gene Ontology annotation, cellular component: membrane. NCBI's taxonomy places the organism in Eukaryota, Metazoa, Chordata, Mammalia, Rodentia, Muridae. The transcript is spliced from 6 exons. The record is from RefSeq and is marked validated. Gene Ontology annotation, molecular function: phosphotransferase activity, for other substituted phosphate groups.